This is a messenger RNA of Sphenostylis stenocarpa, 237 nucleotides long. The record is from the annotation of a GenBank genome assembly. Lineage: Eukaryota; Viridiplantae; Streptophyta; Magnoliopsida; Fabales; Fabaceae.
AUGCUGCAAUCUCUUCGUAUAUCAAGGUUAGGAAGCGGUAAAGAGACUACUUUUAUCUUGGGUGAUGCUACACGCACCAAACUUCCUACACCUCCAUUCAGUGCUAUUAGAUCCACUGCAUUGCAGACAUUAAAAUUUUGUAAAAUGAGAGAAACAUCAAGUGUUAUAUCUAAAAAUUCUCUUGCUCUUGCAAAACCUCAAAAGGACUAUUUAGGCAAUGCAAAGUACUACAAUGAA